This is a messenger RNA of Melospiza georgiana, 2362 nucleotides long. It is a transcript of the gene RPUSD4, whose product is annotated as RNA pseudouridine synthase D4. Gene Ontology annotation, molecular function: pseudouridine synthase activity; RNA binding. The record is from RefSeq and is a predicted model, not a curated record. Bases 72 to 1127 code for a protein of 351 amino acids. The transcript has 7 exons. Lineage: Eukaryota; Metazoa; Chordata; Aves; Passeriformes; Passerellidae. Gene Ontology annotation, biological process: pseudouridine synthesis.
AAGCGCUCCGCGGUGCUGCACCCGCGGCGCCGCCAUUGGCCGGCAGAGGGACGCGGAGAAGGAGGCAGAAGAUGGCGGCAGGCGGCGGCGCGGCGAGGCGCUGUUGGCGGAGCGGCGCGGGGCUGGCCCGGGCAGUGCGUGGAGUCUGCGGGAGCGCACGGGCGACGGCGGCUCUGCGGGCAGAGGAGCUGGCGGAGCGGCUGCGGAAGAGCGAGGAGCAACAGCGAGAGAUCCCCAAGGACCCGACGCAGCGAUGGCUCCGGGAACUCGCUGCAAUGAGCCAGCAGCUGCAGCAGGUUCACCCCAACGUCCUGGCCAAGAUCCUUAAGCAGAGAACUCUAUACCAGAAUGAGGAGAUUGUGGUGAUAGACAAACCCUACGGGCUCCCUGUGCACGGCGGCCCCGGCAUCAAGAACUGCAUCGCUGACGUGCUGCCCAUUUUGGCCAAGAUGCUGGAGAACAUGAGAGCUGAGGCCCUCCACCUCUGCCACCGGCUGGACAAGGAGACCACGGGUGUGAUGGUGCUGGCACGGAGCAAGGAGGCAGCAGAGAAGAUCCGUCUGCUCUUCAAAACCCGUCAGGUGGAGAAGAUCUACUGGGCAAUUGUCCUGGGGGACCCAGACCCUGUUGAGGGCGUUGUGGAGAUCCCCAUUGUGGAGAAGGAGGUGAAGAGCCACCAAUCCCACUACAAGAUGACGCUGGCUCCCAGGUUCCGCGUGUGUCCGGAGGAUGGCCGGGUGGUGAAGGCGCGCGGGGAUCGGCACGCCGAGCGCGCGGUGACGCGGUACCGCCGGCUGGCUGCUGCCUCUGCCUGCUCCCUGCUGCAGCUGCAGCCCAUCACCGGGGUGAAGCACCAGAUCCGGGUUCACCUGGCCUAUGGCUUGGGAUGCCCCAUCCUGGGGGAUCACAAAUACUCACAUUGGAGCAAACUGGCGCCCCAGAAACUUCCUGAGCUCACCCUGAGGAGGCUGAAGCUGGAGCAGAGCAAGGCUCGGCACCUGCCCCUGCACCUGCACGCCCAGCGCCUCUCCCUGCCCCUGGGCCAGCCCUUGGACUUUGUCUGCAAGCUGCCCCUCUUCUUCCAAAAAACCCUGAGGAAGCUGGAGCUGGACAUCCCCAAGGACUGACGAGGCAGGACUGGAAUGGUGCCAUGUAUCUCCGCACCUCCAGCACGUGGCAGCAGCUGUGCCCACCUUGGAGCCAGUGGUGGGGUGAAGCCUGCAGUCUCUGUGCUAGUGCUGAGUGCUGGAUUCAGAGUGGGUGCCUACAUGGGCUUUUGGCCCAGGAAAGCAGCUGGACAUACUGAGGAGCCUCUAGGAGAGACAAACACGGCUGGGUGAAAGUUGGGCUUUGCCUGAUUUGUGCUUUGAACUUGUCUGUGAGCAAUAAAGGUUCCAGUUCCCUUGAGGGAAGGUGGUGUGUGUCUCUGUGCUCUGGCUGGGUGGGACUCAGUCCCUGUGUAGCUUUGAGCAGACCUGGUUGCAGCCCCUCCCAGAUUUUGGAGCUGUUGUCUCUCCAGAGUUGUUUGGCUCAGAUUUGGAGAGUCUCUUCACUGGAAAAUCCAUCAAAAGUGCAAUUUGGCAGUGGCUGUGGUAUUUUUUUGCUGCGUUGAGAGACUGCACAACACGGAGUUGCUUGGCUUGGCUGGGCUGAGCAGCUCUGACACUGCCCCUGCUCUGUGCUGCCAGCAAGCAGCCUUGGUGUGAGUUUCUCAGCACUGUGCUGCUGGGAAACUGUUCUGUAACUGCUCCUUCAGUCACCUAUUCCUUAUUUUUAGAAUCCCUUAUGGGGGUCCCCUGCUCUUGGGAGCUUUUCUUGGGGCCAGAUUCUUCUGCCUGUGCCCUGAGAGGGAGGAAGAGGAGGGAUCGCUGAUAAGGGGUGUUGCGGUGUGUGGGGAAUUGCGGAUGUUCUGCCUCACUAUUACCUCAUUUGGUGUCUCCUGACCUGUCUGAGGAGCUUGGAGCUGGGCAGCAGGAUGUUCUCUGGCCCCUCUGGCUGGUUUGGAUGCUGCAAAGGGGAUUUUAUACCCCCUAGGGCCACUGUGUACCUGGCUGGGGCUUUUUGCUGUGGGAGGGCCCAGUCCCCUGGCUCUCUGCUGAAAAUAGCUGGGGACCCCCAUGCCCUGAGGCCACAGCGCCAGAAAUCUGCUGGCUGAUGAGAGAGGGCGGUAAAACCACGGGGAGCCGGGAGCGGCCGCGGCCGGGCAGGAACGCUGCCCUGCAGGAAUGCUGUCAGGGAGCAGAGCUGCGGUGCUGGGGUGGGUUUUUUCUAUUUCUGCUUGUGAAAAGGUUUCCCCUGUAAUUACGAGGUGAUUUAACGCCCUGCCUGAGCUGUCGUUCACAGCUGCCGGACACAGCGCUCA